Molecule: messenger RNA, 993 nt
Organism: Metschnikowia bicuspidata var. bicuspidata NRRL YB-4993
Lineage: Eukaryota; Fungi; Ascomycota; Pichiomycetes; Serinales; Metschnikowiaceae
Product: 60S ribosomal eL18 domain-containing protein
Exons: 4
Coding region: 1-993 (330 amino acids)
Biological process (GO): translation
Cellular component (GO): ribosome; cytosolic large ribosomal subunit
Molecular function (GO): RNA binding; structural constituent of ribosome
Source: RefSeq, a predicted model, not a curated record
AUGGGUAAAGAUCACACCAAGAAGCAGCACGUCAGAGUGUCUCACAGAACCGCUCCAAAGUCCGACAACGUCUACUUGAACUUGUUGGUCAAGUUGUACACCUACUUGGCUCGUCGUACUGAUGCCCCAUUCAACAAGGUCGUUUUGAAGUCUUUGUUCUUGUCUAAGGUCAACAGACCUCCUGUGUCUCUUACCAAGAUCAACUCUGUUGUGUCCCAAAAGGGUGCCGCUGAGAAGACUGUUGUUGUCGUUGGCACUGUCACCGAUGACCUCAGAUUGUUGGAGGUUCCAAAGGUCACCGUUGCCGCUUUGAGAUUCACCGCCGGUGCCAAGGCUAGAAUCGUCAAGGCUGGUGGUGAGGCCAUCACUUUGGACCAAUUGGCUUUGAGAGCUCCAAAGGGCCAAAACACUGUCCUUGUCAGAGGCCCAAGAAACGCCAGACAAGCCGUCAGACACUUCGGCUUCGGUCCUCACAAGGGUAAGGCUCCUAAGGUCAUCUCCAAGGGCAGAAAGUUCGAGAGAGCCAGAGGUAAGAGAAACUCCAGAGGUUUCAAGAUGCCAGGUGUUACCGUCAAAGACGUUCCAGCUCAAGACUUUAUCAACGCUUACGCUCAGUUCUUGCAACGUCAAGGUAAGUUGGAGGUUCCAGGUUACGUUGAGCUUGUCAAGACCUCUGCCGGUAACGAGUUGCCUCCACAAGAAUCCGAGACUUGGUUCUACAAGAGAGCUGCUUCUGCUGCCAGACACGUCUACAUGAGAAAGAAUGUUGGUGUCGGUAAGUUGAACAAGUUGUACGGUGGUGCCAUCAACAGAGGUUUCAGACCACAAAAGCACGCCGACGCUUCCGGCUCUGUCAACAGAAGAGUUGUCCAGGCUUUGGAGAAGAUUGGUGUCCUUGAGAUCUCUCCAAAGGGCGGUAGAAGAAUCUCCGAGAACGGCCAAAGAGACUUGGACCGUAUCGCUGCUCAGACCUUGGAGGAGGAUGACGAGUAA